AUGUCAUCAGAAUUUAUAUCAAAAGAGUUUCAAAUUCGAGCAGUCUAUAAUAAAGAAACGAUUAGGGUGUAUCAAGCCUAUAACAAUGAGAUUGCAGACUAUGCAGUCAAACAUCAAACAUUUACUGGAUGUCCUCAUUGGUCGACCGAAAGAACUACAUGGAUUAAACCUUCAUUCUUGUGGAUGAUGUAUCGAUCUGGAUGGGCACAAAAGGAUAAAAACCAAAAUAGAAUACUUGCCAUUGACAUACACAUCAAAGAUUUUGAAUAUGCAAUUCAAAACAAUUAUAAGUCUUCAACUAAACAAAAGUAUCAAAUUGAAGGUCAAGAACUACCACCACCAUCCAAAGAACAUAGUCAACCACCUGUUUCAAAGGUAGAUAAAUCAAAUUAUGAUAUCGUAGUUCAAUGGGAUCCUGAAAGAUCUAUAAAAUUGGGUAAAUUGGGUUCAAACAUCAAAUCCAUACAAAUAGGAAUUAAAAAGAGAAUUGCUGAACAAUACUCUUCAAAUUGGAUCACUCAAAUUACAGAUAUUACAAAUCAAUGUUUGGAAAUUAAACAAUUAUUGGAUAAUGGUCACUUGGAUCAAGCUCAAUCAUUAUUACCAAUUGAAAAGGUAUACAUACCAUCAUUUAUUAAAUAA
Cavenderia fasciculata is the source of this 642-nucleotide messenger RNA. RefSeq lists its product as uncharacterized. The transcript has a single exon. NCBI's taxonomy places the organism in Eukaryota, Evosea, Eumycetozoa, Acytosteliales, Cavenderiaceae. The coding region runs from base 1 to 642 and encodes 213 amino acids. The record is from RefSeq and is a predicted model, not a curated record.